UAUUAAUUCUGAUAGCAUUAUGAAUCCAGAGAAAACAAUCAACAAACCCAAAAAGGAAAGUUAAAAUCUUAAAAAUUCUUUUAAAUAUUAACUUCUGGCAGAUAGAAGUAAACAUUACGAAAGCCAAUGUUCAACAAUAAUAAUUAAUCAAUAAAAUAAUAUUCUGAUAGUACCAGCAAAUAAUGGAAUCAUAUUAUAUCAGUUUAAAUAAGGUUAUCUUAAAUAAAUUAAAACAAUAAAGAUUUGUUAUAAAAUAAUGUCAGAAAUUUAAUUUUUUAAAAAAGGUUCUCAUUUUAUCACUUGCUCAUAUAUUUAUAUUAAUUCUGUUGUAAUUACAUUAUGGCCCACAAAUCUCUUAUCUAACCCUAAAUAUACAAAUAAACUUAUAGAACAUACCUAAAUGAUAUAUUGUUUAGUAACUUUAUCAUAAGAAUUUAUCACUGGAGCAAAAGAUGGUAAAAUAAAGUUUUGGGCUAUGCUAAAAUCAUGGCUUUGUCUAUAAACAAUUAAUGAACAUUCUAAAUCAAUUUCUGGAUUAUGUAUAAAUUAAGAUGGGAAUAGAUUGAUAUCUUCUGGUGAGGAUAACAUCAUUUUAUUUAUGGAGAGAUCUAAUUUAAAUAUAUGGGAGGUUAAAUAAAAGAUACCUGUGAAAAUAUUUAGUUUAAGAAUGACAUUUAUUACAAAUGAUGUCUUUUCAUUUUCACUUGCAAUUUACUCCAUUAACUUUUUUUAUUCUUAUGAUCAAUCUACACAAUAAUUUCUUAAAACUAAAGAACUUAAAUAUAGCAACAAAAAAUGCCAGUACGUCCCUCAUUUUCAAUAAAUUUAUAUUCCUUAAAAAUAAAUCCUUGUGAGUAAAUUAGGAUCUAAAGUUUAUUUAAUUAAAUUUGCAUUUCAAUCAAAUAUUAAAUUCAAAUGUAAAUCAUAACAAGUUAUUAAAUUCAAAUUAUCUGAUGCAAUAAUUUAUGGAACUAUGACAAGUGAUGGAGAAUACUUAAUUACAUGGGAUAUCAUGUCAUAACAAAUUUAAAUUAGAUAGUACAAAUCAAUAUGAUUUUACAUUAAAUAUGAAC
Molecule: messenger RNA, 1073 nt
Organism: Paramecium sonneborni
Lineage: Eukaryota; Ciliophora; Oligohymenophorea; Peniculida; Parameciidae
Source: the annotation of a GenBank genome assembly